AUGAACGCAUCUAUUACAUAUCCAUCACUUGACAAUGCUCAAAUUGCCAAUAUAGCAGCAUGUAGUGUUGUGUAUGGACUGGCCAUUCUGUGUACCAUAAUAUCAAUAUAUAACAAGGCUCGCAGAAAGGUACUAUAUGUUAUCGAUGACGGGCUUAUGAUUCUUGCAGUGGUUUCGCUGACUGGUGAACUUGCGGGAUACCUUUACAGUAUCAAGCUCGGGGUUGGAAAACAUAUGGGAACUCUUAGUGUAGCUUCCAUCGUCACUAUCUACAAAGUCUUCUAUAUCUUGGAACUUCUUUACAUGUUUACUGUGGUUGCCGCGAAGAUUUCCCUUUCGAUGAUGAUCUACCGUACAUUUCACGUGCAUCGUUCGACCAGGAUAAUUUCCAUUAUUUUGAUCGUUUCGACGAUGUGCUAUUUAGUUGUUGCUUUCGGGGUUACCAUCUUUCAAUGCAUUCCUGUUGAAAAAGCGUGGAGUAACCCUUCGUCUGAUACACCAGGAUCCUGUAUGAAUCUUAAAGCUAUUUAUCUUGGUGUUGCCAUACCGAAUAUUGGAACGGACUUCAUUUUAACUCUUUUGCCAACUUACUGCAUCAUGAAACUUUCAAUAACAACUGGAGCAAAACUGAGAAUCUGUCUGAUGUUUUCGGUGGGAAGCAUUGUCACUAUCAGUUCAAUGCUGCGUCUCUGGGCACUCCUAGACUUAUAUUAUAACCCCCAAGAUUUCACAUACAUUGGACCUCGCCCACAAUUGUGGAGUUUCAUUGAGACAGGAAUGGGUAUUGCGAUAUCGACUGGAUCUCCACUCAUAAUGCAGCUUGGGGGGAGAUUAAAAAACUUCCAGAAAUCAUCACUGGGCCGACGCAUGAAUUUUACUAGCAAUAGAACGGCACACGCGGAGACAAAUUUAGGACGGCCAGAUUCAAUGAGUUUACCAGUGGCGGCAAAGUCUCGCGAAUUAGACCAAUACAACACUGAAAACUCAGACCAAUAAGUAUGGUCGAUGAAACUAUAUAUUUCCGGAAGUCUAACGUCUCGGAGUGCAAUAGAAGUAUGGGUAUGGUAGGAAAUACGGCUGAAACACACUGAAACAGUGGCACUGGAGCCGAAGACAUGAUAUGGUGAACGCAUUACAGGAACAAAGAAUCGUAACGAGACGGAGGCUAUGAAAGUGAUAGGCGAACUAGUCAAUUCUUCUUUACAAAGGAAACAAUAUUGUGGGAAAAGGCUGAUCAAGUAGUCACACAUACAGAGGCUGCAUUAUGCAUCUCUUUCUUUUUGUCUUUUUUGAUAGGCGGUAUAGGUCUAAAGUUGGCUGCGGAUAUUCUAUAUUCAAUUACUGUGCUUUUCGUCUACUCUACUUCAAAGAUGCCACAAAUUCGGCAAUGGAAUAAAUGAAGUCAACAUCAGCACACACAUAACACAUCAAUACUAAUGAGUGAACAGCUAG
Messenger RNA from Botrytis byssoidea, 1452 nucleotides. RefSeq lists its product as uncharacterized. The record is from RefSeq and is a predicted model, not a curated record. The coding region runs from base 1 to 996 and encodes 331 amino acids. The transcript has 5 exons. NCBI's taxonomy places the organism in Eukaryota, Fungi, Ascomycota, Leotiomycetes, Helotiales, Sclerotiniaceae.